This is a messenger RNA of Brugia pahangi, 1314 nucleotides long. The record is from the annotation of a GenBank genome assembly. NCBI's taxonomy places the organism in Eukaryota, Metazoa, Nematoda, Chromadorea, Rhabditida, Onchocercidae.
AUGCCAAGUGCCGAUGAUGUAUUCCGGCAGUUCAAUAUUGAAUUAGACGCAGGUCAUGAACCAAUUUUUCAUGGUGAUGAAUUAAUAACCGGUAAAUUACAAAUUGAAUUGAAAAGACCAAUGACAAUACAAGCUAUUAAAUUGCAAUUUAAAGGACGUGCUGCAUGUGUUAAAAGAGAUUCAUCGAAAGGAGGUGAAAUUGAAAAGGUGUAUUUUGAUAGAGAUUUCACAUUACUGGAAAGGCCACCUGGUCGGCCAGAACCAGGGCACUUCCCAUGGAUUGCUAAUUAUUUAUACUGUUUACCAUUUGAAUGCCCAUUACCUCUUGGUUGUCCAACUUCAUAUGAAAGUCCGCAUGGAUUUAUUCGUUAUUUCAUUCGAGCAACUGUUGUUGAAGAAGCUGGAACUGAUUCGCGUGAAUAUAUUGCAAAAAAACCAAUCUCGGUGAUUGCACCGGUGGAAUCAUUUGUGGAAUUGGCUAUACAACCAAUUGGUGCUUCAGAAACGGUGUCAUUUGGUGGUUGUUGUUGUCGUGGUAAGCUAAUUGCUGAGGUACGCUUACCAAAAUCUGCUUAUGCACCAGGUGAAACAGUUAUUGGUUCUAUUAAAAUUGACAAUCGACAUCCAAGACAUAUCGUUGAUCAGAUGGAACUUCGUCUUAUUGAUCGAGUUCACUGCAUUGAUUCCAAUAAUAAUAAUACAUUACCUAAUCGAACACUGAUCAUACGUCGGCUUGAGAAACAUGAUGCUGUUAAGUCGAAAAGUCUAUUAGAAAAAGAUGAAGUGUUUUUCUUACAAAUUCCUGCUUUAGCACCAACUAUAGGAGCAAAAUUUUAUAAAUCAACUGUUACUAAUAAUAGUGAUGCUACUGAUAUUUCAAUCACACGAGAUCAAUCAGUACCCGAUUCCACUGCUCUUUUAGUCAAAUUUCAAGAAUCUCCAAGUAGUGCAACUUUGAGAUUUCGAAAGAAGCCCUUUUUACGGGUUGAAUAUGCCAUACAAUUAUCACUUGGUGAUUAUUUAUUGCUGGAAUUACCAAUAACAAUUUUACCAUUACCAUGUCGUGGUAGCAAUAUCAUUUAUCAACCGUUUGUGGGUGGUGCACAACCAAUACCAGAAAGUGAUGAGUCAGGAAAAUUCAUUUAUGGUGAUGGCUUCAUGUUUACACCUCAAUAUAGUGUCCUGGUUCCAUCUAUCAACAAUUAUUCAUCCAAAGAUGGUGUUAUUACAAAUUCGGGUACAACAACAGUAGCAACAACAAUAACAGAUGUUAUACAAACAAACGGUAACACCGAAAAUGGUAUCAAGAGAUAA